UAUAGCUCCUCCGGUGCCAUUCUGUUCUUGGGCUCUCUAACUAUAUCUUUUCCUCUCAAAUAGAAGCAUAAUAUCGAUCUCAUCCUUCUUAAUUCUACUAUAGCUACCUUCUAGGGAUUGAAAUCUUUAUUGUGGUGUACUAACUUUGUCACAGUAUGAGAAAACCUUGCUGUGAGAAGCGAGAAAUGAACAAAGGAGCUUGGUCAAAGCAAGAAGACCAGAAGCUCAUUGAUUACAUUCACAAACACGGCGAGGGUUGCUGGCGAUCUCUUCCCAAGGCUGCAGGUCUGUUUCGGUGCGGUAAAAGUUGUAGACUAAGAUGGAUAAAUUAUCUUCGGCCAGAUCUUAAAAGAGGAAACUUCGCUGAAGAUGAGGAAGAUCUCAUCAUUAAACUCCAUGCUCUCCUUGGCAACAGGUGGUCGCUGAUUGCCGGACGGUUACCGGGAAGAACGGAUAACGAGAUAAAGAACUACUGGAAUUCUCAUCUCAGGAGAAAGCUCAUAAAUAUGGGAAUUGAUCCAAACAAUCAUCGAUUGAAUCAGUCUUUUUCUCGUCCAAAUCAUGAUCUCCAGAACUCCCAAACUGUUGGUAGUGCAAUUGUUUCAUCACCCACCAUCAAAAUUAGUCCAUCGAAACCCCACGGUGGCAACGGUGAUCACGAGGUUUCAGAUGGCGGAAGUUGCUUGGAAGACGACGAAAACUCCUCCUCGCUGCUGCCGGAUUUAAACCUUGAUCUUACAAUGAGCAGUCCUAAUUAUUCGCCUGAGAUUGGUAACAAAACAAUCAAACUUGGAGAGCAAAAGUCAUAUAUUAUAAAUAUUAAUGAUCAUCAUGAGAUAAAGCCCAAAUCGGGAAAAGACUUAGAAGUACUCGGGUCAGCUCCCACGCUUCAAAUCUCUUCACAUGAUGGUCAGAAUUAGUUCAUUUUGAUGAAUUAAGACAUAGAUCAGAUGAUUAUGCUAAAUUAAUUAAUUAUUAAUAUAGUUAUUAAUCAGCAAAAAAGUUAUUACUAUAGUUAUUAGUUAAUUUUGGAGCAACAAUUGUUAGGGCUCCAUUUGUGGAAAGUCACGAGGAGAUUUUCAUGAUUAAAAGUGAAAUUACGAUAUUAGACACUAGUCUUUUCAAGGGGGGUGAUUACUCUUUUAAAAUUGAAGAAUAUUGAUCGUACUUAUAUAUAGGAUUGAAGGUGAGGGUUCGACGUACUAUUCACAAUGCGUACGUGAAAAAAUAUAUGGAUAUGGUCAUGAAAAGAAAUGGAGAUGCAUAUGUACUCCUUGUGAAUCUUAUAUGUAAGGAAACCCUUAAUCA
Messenger RNA from Morus notabilis, 1308 nucleotides. Its product is annotated as transcription factor MYB8. Bases 156 to 920 code for a protein of 254 amino acids. The record is from RefSeq and is a predicted model, not a curated record. The transcript has 3 exons. Lineage: Eukaryota; Viridiplantae; Streptophyta; Magnoliopsida; Rosales; Moraceae.